Molecule: messenger RNA, 4237 nt
Organism: Sphaerulina musiva SO2202
Lineage: Eukaryota; Fungi; Ascomycota; Dothideomycetes; Mycosphaerellales; Mycosphaerellaceae
Product: Na+/solute symporter
Exons: 3
Coding region: 1-2160 (719 amino acids)
Biological process (GO): urea transmembrane transport
Cellular component (GO): plasma membrane
Molecular function (GO): urea transmembrane transporter activity
Source: RefSeq, a predicted model, not a curated record
AUGGCCGAACAAGAACAACAAGAACUCCACCAUGGCCUUCGAGUUUUGCCUCCAGCAGCUGGAUAUGGAAUUGUCAUUGGCAUAGGAAGUUUUUUCGCCAUUGUCAUGUUGUGUAUUACAUGGAUGCAAAAUCGUUAUACCCGAUUCUCCACCCACCAAUCCGAAGAAUUCAACACCGCCUCCCGCAGCAUCAAACCCGGCCUAAUCGCCUCCGGAAUAGUGUCCUCCUGGACCUGGUCCGCCACCCUCCUCACAAGCAGUACAUUCGCCUACAGCUACGGCAUUUCCGGUCCGAUGUGGUACGGUUGCGCCGGAACCUUCAUGAUUCUCGCUUUUGCUCUAAUUUCCAUAAAAAUCAAAUCCAACUUCCCCGGCGCGCACACUUUCCCAGAAAUUGUACUCGCGAAACAUGGAUACGUGGCGCAUGGGAUAUAUUUAUUUUUUGGCAUCGCGACGAAUAUGUUGGUGGGUGCGUGUUUGGUGUUGGGGGGAAGUCAGGUGGUGGCUGCCAUGACGGACAUGUCGGUGUAUGCGGCGUGUUUUUUGAUUCCCGUGGUGGUGGCGGCAUAUGUGAUUGUGGGGGGGUUGAGAUCGACGUUUAUUGCGGAUUAUAUUCAUACGGUGGUGUUGUUUGUGGUGAUUUUUGUGUUUGGGUUUUUAAUGUAUGCGACGAGUGAAGAGGUGGGCUCGCCGAGUCGGUAUUAUGAUUUGUUGGUGGAGGCGGCAGAGACGAUGCCUAUCCAGUCGAAUGCGGGAGGAGGGUCGUAUUUGACGUUUCGGUCGGUGGAUGGGUUGGUUUUCGCCAUGUGUUUGUUUGCGAGUGGAUUUACGACCGUUUGGCUCGAUCAGGCGUAUUGGCAACGCGCCAUUGCUUCGAGACCGGAGACGAGUGUGCAAGCGUAUAUCCUGGGAGGUAUGGCUUGGUAUGGCAUUCCAUUCGGUUUCGCAACAGCAAUGGGCUUAGGAUGUGCAGCUCUCACCAGCAAUCCAAACUUCCCAACCUAUCCCCACCCCCUUUCCGCCGAGCAAAACGCAGCAGGUCUCUCCGCGCCAGCAACAGCAAUCGCGCUUCUCGGAAAAGGGGGAGCAGUUCUCAUGCUCAUCUUGCUCUUCAUGGCCGUGACGUCCAGCACGUCUGCAGAGUUGAUUGCCGUCUCAUCACUGCUCACCUUUGACGUGUACAAGACAUAUAUCUCUCCCAACGCACCAUCGAGGAAGCUGGUUCAAGUCUCGCAUUACGGUAUCGUCAUCUAUGCGCUCGCUCUGGCAGCCUUUUGUUCGGUUCUCAACAAAGUCGGUCUCAACUUGACCUGGCUCUUGACAGUCCUCGCAACCAUUGUCGGUGGAGGAGCCUGGCCCGUGGGUUUAGUCCUGCUCUGGUCCAAAAUGUCAACGGCUGCAGUCAUCCACGCACCCUGGAUCGGACUGGUCUCUGGUCUGUUAGCAUGGUUCAUCACAACGUGGAAGCGAACGGGCGAGAUCACCAUUGCAAGUACAGGAGAGCCCCGGAAUGGCUUGGCGGGAAAUCUGUGCUCGUGCUGGGUGCCUUUGCUUGCAGCUGUAGCUCUGUCGUAUGCCUUCCCUUCCAAGUACACUACCACAGACGCAAGGCAAAUCGAGAGAGCGAAUAGGAUCAGAGGCAUUGCAUCUCUGCAGGGUGUGAGCCCUCCUCAGGAACACUCUCCAACUACUUCUACUACUGUUCAUGUUGACCCGGAGAAGAAGAACGUGGUACAUCAACAACAACAUGAUGAAAGUGAUACUCGAAACACAUCCCAGUCUGGCGCAGUCGUCCUUACUGGAAAUGAGCUCGUGGACUUUCUCGAAAACACAAACAUAGAGCCAAUGGACUCGGAAGCUGUCAGGAGAGGAACCAUUAUUGCAUGGACUGCAAAUGUCGUCUUUGACCUCUUCGCAUACAUUCUGGUGCCAUUUACUCUGUUCGGUACUGGCUAUGUCUUUAGCCGAACCUUCUUUACGGGAUGGGUGGUGGUAUCCUUCAUAUGGGUAUGGGUGAGCAUGGUGAUUUGCGUCAUUUACCCAGUCGUAGAGAGCAGAAGUGCGCUCAAGGAGCUGUCCUCUGGUGUGUGGGGCGACAUCAAGUCCUUGCUGGGAGGGAAGAAGGCUAGAGCUGCUAGUGAUGAGAUGACUGGCUCAUGAGGACCGCUUCGAUGCAGCGCAGCGUUCAGAAUAUGACUAGUGUUGACAACUGUUGUCGGUGUACGCGACCAGUGGUGAGUCAGAAUGUGCUUACAGAGACGCAGACCUGUGGCUGGUCUUCACUCUUUGAUAAAUCAAUAGAAGGAAUUGGUCAUGCAACAGGUACUUUCAGGUUCCCAUCGCUUGGUCAACAGGGCACAGCUGCGUCUAUUAAUUCCUUGCUGACAACCGCAUCCUAGCUACGAUAGACCUCCACACCAAAUGAUGGCCAAUAUAGGUAUGCCGUACCCCGAAGGAUGCAGCCACUUUCUCACGCUGGGGCGGAGAUCCGAUAUAUUGAACUUGGUGUAACGAGACGUCAUCGAAUUGACAGCCAUGAUUAACAAUUAUCGCGUACCCCUGAUCUCGCGCGUCUGGGACGAUUUCGUACAUGCAGAUAGAAGAAAAGAACAGGAUCCUUCCUUCCAUGCACCGUGUGCUCAUGCAAGGAAUAUCGAGCAGCAUGACAGGCUGUUAUCGUCGCUCGCUAUGCAGAAGAGAGUCUUCCUUCUCAUCCGAGCCGAACCGGCAUGUCGGUGACUACAUGUAUUGGACCUAUGGCCCAGCGACACGUUUUGAGCAGAAGGCGAGGAGCGAGCGCGUACAGAAUAUGUUGGCGAGAAUCGGUCCAAGGCGACCAUGUGCUUGGAUGAAGUCAUGAUCUCAACUCGCCAGAUCCCUGUUGCAUGUCUGUUUCCAAUAUCCGAUUAGUGGGCGAUUUGAUAGGCAGCUUAGAAAUUAUCAGCGUACCCGAUACGCCCCACUGCAUUGCAACAAUAUCUUCUUCCGACGGCAGCUUCGCUAGAGACGGGCUCUUCGUAGUGGGUGUUGAGAGAGAGAGAGAGUGUGUGUGUGUGGUGAUCCCAGACGGCAGAAUGGAACUGCCAACACAAAAGUUCCUCAUCUAAAUUCGCCGGGACUGACAUCCAGAUGCUUUUGCGCGUACGCCAGCACAUCACUCCUCAUAUCCAGCUUCGUGAAUCCGGGAACUUCCAGUCCUUGAAUCUCGCCCUGGAUGGCUGUAGAGACCAUGAAGCUCUCCUCAAAGGCCUGGAUUUUCAUCUUCACGUCCAAAACUUCUUGCCCAUUCAUAUGCACCUCCACGUCGUCGACCUCUUCACCCCACUGACCAUGCGUAUUGCAUCGAGCCACCGUAGCAGGCUUCGGUGACCGAACAUUGAGAAACUCGAGCUGCUUCAGCCACGGUGCAAGAAGAGCUUCGCCAGCGAGCUUGAUGUAGGCCUCUUUGUAGCAGAAAAAGGUGUAGAAUCUUCUCAGCUUCGCAUCGACCAGUAAAUCGGAAUUGAACGUCACAUCUCGUCCCGAGGGAGUGGUCAAGGUGAUUUGCUUAUUCCGCCGGAGUUCUCGAUCGUACCUCCCAAUCUCUGAAGCGGUCAAAUGCGUGCCAUCGAGUAGAGUGAUGUAGUCGACAUCAAACUUCAUGGUCCAGCGCUCUUCAUCGGAGAAGACAAAGUCGUAGAUGUCGACCCAGCCAUCGAGACCCUCUUGAUCGAUGGUCCGGUAAUCAUCUCGUUCGUUCACACAGACAAUGUCUACGCCCACCAUGACAUUCGGCUCCAGUUGGGAGUGGGAUGACAUGAAGCCCUCUAUACUUCCACUCGGAGUGUACCUGUGCCUCUUCUUCCCGUUCCAGCCGAUCAAGGUGACGAGGCCCGCUUGAUGCGAGACAUUGAAGUCGAUGCCUUCAAUCGGGCGGCCUACAGCGUCCACGGCGCAGGGCUUGCCGUGCUUGGGAUCGGUCUUGCGCGCCAGGCGGACCGCACUCCACGGAAUGUCCAAGGCUUGACUGAUGAACAGCCUCUUCAGCAGGGCCGAGCCCAGCGACAUUUUCGCAUCUUGUAUAAACAUCUUCCCACUGAUGGUCUUUUGCUCGGACAUGGAGAUCAAGCUCAUGGCCUCAGCGGCACCCGGGGCCGACCAGAUGUUCUGGCCGGGCCAUAGCGAUCGCGUGUCGAGGAACCAACAUGUGAUUUCGCCCUUGGAUCCGGCAGCGGAGUCGAGGUGGGCAGAAUGGGCG